This is a messenger RNA of Prunus persica (peach), 619 nucleotides long. RefSeq lists its product as uncharacterized. The record is from RefSeq and is a predicted model, not a curated record. Bases 29 to 382 code for a protein of 117 amino acids. The transcript has 3 exons. NCBI's taxonomy places the organism in Eukaryota, Viridiplantae, Streptophyta, Magnoliopsida, Rosales, Rosaceae.
UGUUUUUUAGAAGCUCACACCAAGCCUAAUGGCGACGAUGAUGACUUUCGCCCCCUGCAAGCUCAGUUCUUUACGCAUUUUGCCACCCUUACCCUCAACGACACGUCGUUUGGUCAAGCCUGCACACUGCGUACCCAUCCAACAACAACGACAAGAACCAGAGGGUGAUGUAGCAGUUCUGUGCGAGGCCUGCAAUGGCAGAGGGUGGUUGCUCUGUGAAUUUUGCAAAGGCCAGAAAACCAAUGUGAAAUCUGAGACCAAUCGAAUCUACCGUCGAUGCCCAGCUUGUAGAGCUAUUGGUCAGGUUUUAUGUUCAAAGUGCAAAGUUUUCAAAUGUGUCACAUUCCCAAAUUACAAUGAUGGUGAACAGAUGUCUUUUUGACCCUUUAAUUUCAUCUGGGUUGCUUCCUUAUUGAUACAUAUGAAUAUGAUAUGAGUUAGGAGGGAUUGAUUGAUUCCUCCACAACUACUUUGAUUUUUUGGAGAUGGUUUUCAUUGUUUUGAACAGCUUAUGUUCACUGUUAAGGUUCUUUUUUUUUUUUUUGCUCAUGUGUAAUUUGUUUGAGAGGAAGCAAUAUUACAAGUGAAAAUGGCAAGACCAUUUUUAUAAAUUUUCUAA